AAAGCGAGUACAGCAUCAUGCUUCGAGGCCAUGUUGAUAGUGAAGAUGUCCCACCCUGGAAGCGGGGACGUGCUGCCCCCUAUCAGAUCACCGGUUACAUGUUCCGCCCCGCCUAUCAGCAUCUCCAGUGAGCGGAGAGGAGCUGGGAGUCUGGAGGAGCACGAGCAGGCAGCACAGACUUCAGCGGCUCGCACGUUCGCCCGACACUCACGAGCUGCUCCCCGGGCGGUGGAGGUGAUGAUGGCGGCGGCUGUAGAGAGAGGAGGCGUCCGGGCCGCUUUCCUGAACCCGAGCAUCGUCGGCGGCGGCGGACCCGCACCGACUACCCUCCCGGCCGGAGCGUUAGCCGGGGCUGCGGUCCUCGGCUCGGGCUCCAGCAGCAUGCCUGUGCCCAUGAACCUCUUCGCGACCUGGGAGAUAGACCGAUCGUCCCCGAGCUGCGUACCGAGGCUCUGCAGCCUCACGCUGAAAAAGCUGGUCGUCCUCAAAGAACUGGAUAAAGAGCUAAACUCCCUGUCCAUAGCUGUCAAAAUCCAGGGUUCGAAGCGUCUUCUGAGGUCAAAUGAGUACGUCCUCCCACCCAGUGGACUGAUGGAGACGGACUUGGAGCUCACAUUCUCACUACAGUACCCCCAUUUUCUGAAGAGGGAUGCCAACCGACUGCAGAUUAUGCUGCAGAGGAGGAAACGCUACAAAAAUCGAACUAUGCUGGGUUACAAAACUUUGGCCGUGGGAGUCAUCAAUAUGGCUGAGGUGAUGCAACACCCGACAGACGGAGGACAGAUUCUAGGUCUCCAUAGCAACGUGAAGGAGGCGCCAGUGCGUGUGGCGGAGAUCAGCGUGUACUCUCUAUCCAGCCAGCCCAUCGACCAUGAAGACGGUAGUGGUCCGGCUGGCCACAAGACCAAAACCUCAGACCGCUCCCCAGACAUGGAUAACUAUUCUGAGGAGGACGAUGACAGCUACUCGUCAGAGCAGGAAGCCAGUGAUGACGCAGUUCAUGGCCAGGUCAGUGAUGAAGACGACGAGGUGAGGAAGCCCAAGAAAGCCCGGAGGAAAAUGAUCCGAACGACCUCCAUGACCAGGCAACCUAACUUCAAGCAGAAGUUUGUGGCCUUGCUGAAGAGGUUCAAGGUAACAGAUGAGGUCCUGGACUCUGACCCAGUUGACCAGACCCAGGAAGUGGAGGAGGAUCUGGACCUACUCUACGACAGUCUGGAGGUGUACAACCAGAGUGACAGUGGGCCAGAGAUGGAGGACAACGAGAGCGUCCUGAGCACGCCCAAGCCCAAACUCAAGCCGUUUUUUGAAGGGAUGUCUCACUCCAGCUCUCAGACAGAAAUUGGGAGCGUGCACAGCCAAAAAAGCCAGCAGAGAGAGCUGUCGUGUCCUGCUGGAGACUUUCUGACCGUGGACAGAUGUAAAUUGCAAGGCGCCCGAUACCAAGACGACAGCGUCACAGAUACAAUCGUUGGGGAGCCCGAGACUGACGACAAGGGGCCAGGGCCAGGGCCAGGACCAGUGCUGGGGGAGACAAGCAGCUGGGAUGUCAACACUGAACGGGUGACCAACACUGUUGGCAAGCUCUGCAAGACGGAGUCCCAAAACCACAUGUCUCCCAGCAAAGUGGAGAACAGGCUACAGAGGCGCCCCCGCAGCACCUCCAUGAAGGACAGACAGAACUCCAAGGCCCAGAGCGACAGGACCAGCAGCAUGGAGAGCGAGUGCUCCCCGGACUCACGGCUCAUGGCACAGGUUCCCAGGAAGUCUGUGUAUGACCAGCUGAACCAGAUCCUCAUUUCGGAUGAACGCCUGCCAGAGAGCAUCAUCCUCAUCAACACUGUGGAGUGGCAGGGACAGUAUGUAUCCGAGUUGCUCCAUGAGCAGGGCCAGCCCAUUGUGUCCACCUGCUCUGCUGCCGAUGUUCAGGCUGCCUUCAACACCAUCGUCACUCGCAUCCAGAGAUUCUGUAACUGCAAUGCACAGACACCGCCGACGAUGAAGGUGGCGGUGGCAGGCGACCAGAGUUAUCUCAGCACCAUCCUGAGGUUCUUCGUGGAGCAGCUGGCCAACAAGACACCCGACUGGCUCAGUUACAUUCGCUUCCUGGUGAUCCCCAUCGGUUCUCAUCCCCUGGCAAAGUAUGUGGCCUCCUUUGACAGCCGGUUCAACAGCAUCUUUAUGGACACUGCAUGGAGGGAGCUGUUCUGCCGGACGGAACGGCCCGCCUCAGACAACAUAGAUGUAGCAGGACGAGUCGUUCAGUAUCUGGUCGGUGCCAACAUGUCCCACCAGUUCCCCAUCUCAGAAGCAAUGCUCACCUACAAACAGAAGAGCCCUGAUGAGGACUCCUGUCAGAAAUUUGUGCCAUUUAUUGGGGUUGUGAAAGUUGGGAUUGUGGAGCAAAGCCUCUCAACUUCAGUGGACUCGGAUGAUGCGAUGGGGGUUAACACAAGCAUCGUGUCCUCCCCAACACCCCCAUCGGCUGGUCCGUAUGGGAAGGAAAUAGGGGGCACCCCCCCGCAGUCACCGUCUGUGUCCACCGCCCUCUCUGGAACUGGCUCUCCGUGUUCAGGCAGUGAAGUUAUGGGGCUGCAGGUGGACUACUGGACGUGGCAGGGCCCCGAGAAGAAGAAAGAUGGAGAGAAGAGAGACGUGGGACUGAAGAACACCCUGAAGAGUAACUUCCGUUCACUGCAAGUCAGCCGCCUGCCUUGUGGAGGGGAACUCACCCCCCCACCCAGCAUGGCCAUGACCGUGGUCACCAAGGAGAAGAACAAGAAAGUGAUUUUUCUCAGCAAGAAGCCCAAGGAAAAGGAGCUGGACUCUAAGAGCCAAGUCAUUGAUGGCAUCAGCAGGUUGAUCUGCACAGCCAAGCACCAGCACACGAUGCUGAGAGUCACUAUCGAUGGAGUGGAGUGGAACGAUGUGAAGUUUUUCCAGCUCGCCGCCCAGUGGCCAACGCAUGUCAAGCACUUCCCGGUGGGGAUCUUUGGUUACACUAAGCCUGUGUGACCGUGGCCACCGUCCACCCACCCGACCUUCACCAGACUCUCGGCUGCACUCAUCUCACCGAGAGGCGACAGAGAAGUAGAAGAAAAGCCAACUGGCCCCCGGCAGUAAUAGUUUUCCUGUGGAAAUCUUGCUGACUCAACUGCGUGUUCAAUACACACAUUUCAUGUUGUCAAUUGGAUGUUUUUGAUGUCGACGUUGUUGGGUGUUGUUUUUUUACACACUACGAAAAGAACAAGUACUAUUUUGUAAGAUUUGUGCUACCGCCUCUUAGGUAUCCUGAGGUCUUUUGACAAUUUGCCACAUUUCGAUAACGGCAGCUGUGUUUGCACUUUGUUUUUGUUAACAUUUUAUUAUUUCUGUGAAAUCCUACAUUUAUUGUUACACUAUAGACAAUGGAGGAGUGUGAUGGUGACGUGCAGUGGCGUGUGUGAGAUUGUUUGAGACGAUGUUUGUGUUGUUGAAAGUUGGAAUAUUGCUGUGAAUCUAGAUGGAAUCCUUCUAUUCAAACUCAGUGCGCCGUUUUCUUACUCGUACCUUUACGUUCUCAAAAAGGUCAACUUAUAUAGAAUGUUCUGUUUGCCCCUAUUGAUUUUUAGGACACCGCGUACCUAAAGCAAACCCAAAAAACAAUAACUGAAGUAUAUUUGCAGGUAGCUUUAAUGAAUGUAGCUACAGAGCAUUUGUAACUAAUCGGUUCGUUAUUGUACGUGCUUAAAAUGUUGUAUCCGUGUACAUUCAGGCUGUACUACACCAUCUACUUAGAAGCAGAGUAACGUGACACCACAGAACAUAUUUACAUAUUUCAACUAGCAGCAGCUGAAUGCCAAAUUUAGUUGUGACUACUAACUGUCGUAUUGUUUCAACCCCCCCACCCCGAUGUACUGGCUUACCUGAGUGGACGUCUGCAGCGAGCAGUUACUGGAGUUCUCCAGAUGUGCCAAAGUCAAGUCUGUUUUACAGCGUAACCACCAGAGAGCUUGGCUUGGCCAAACUUUGUAUUAUGUUGAACAGAAAACUCAAAUCAUACAUGAAGUGCGUGUGGUCCCCGUGGAGAUCAGUAUUUAGAUUACUGAGAUAAUCAUCUCGACACAUUUACCAGUUAGUGCGCCACAUUUUUGGCCAAAUGUAAUCUCCGAUUAAGCAUUUACGAGACGCAUGCACAUCCUAGCCAAGCAAUUACCGGUGUGUCCUUCUGUGACACGACCACACCUGGCCUCAAACACACUGAUGGGUUGGUCAGUCAGUAUUGUGGAGGCUUGCUUUGGGAAAAUGAGUUGGACUUUGGCCAUCGUGUCGAACGCAAUGCAAGUAUUUGAAAAACUUGAUGAAAGGUGGAUGGAGUCUUGCCAGAUGUCCAAGUCACUGCCUGUGUGUGUGUGUGUGUGUGUGUGUAUAUAGGUGUGCUAUAUGUUCGAUGGUACUCCUUGAAUAGUAUUACGUGAAACUUUUGCAAUAAGAAACCUUUGGACAAAAGGCCUUCUGUAUGAGGUAGUUGUUGCUUUUUUUUUUUAUAAAAGUGAACACUUACAAGCUUUGAUUGGCUGGCUUUUUUAGUAAUGUAUAUAAAUGUAUACAUAUAAUUUUGGGAAUUGCUCCCUCCCCUCCCACUAAAUUGAAAGCACAAAUAGCUUACCUUUUAUUUCUUGAUAGAGAUAUAUAGAUAGAUCUAGAUAGAUAUCUAU
This is a messenger RNA of Cyclopterus lumpus (lumpfish), 4697 nucleotides long. Its product is annotated as phosphofurin acidic cluster sorting protein 2-like. Lineage: Eukaryota; Metazoa; Chordata; Actinopteri; Perciformes; Cyclopteridae. Bases 31 to 3015 code for a protein of 994 amino acids. The record is from RefSeq and is a predicted model, not a curated record. Gene Ontology annotation, molecular function: transmembrane transporter binding. Gene Ontology annotation, biological process: protein localization to plasma membrane. The transcript has 23 exons.